AUGAGUCACAGCCCAGAAAGGAUCUCGUCGUACCGCAGACAUUUCGAGGAAUGCACCACCUCCUCGUCCUCCACCGCGCUCCAGGUGAGGGUGUCCAGCCCCUCUCCUGCCCGCCGGGAUGCCCGCCAGCAGCGUGGCGCCAGCUACUCCCGCUCGGCCGCAGCCUCAGCUGCCAACGGCAUGGCGAUGGGACACAGGGCCGUCUCCUCCUCCCAGUCCCGGAGGCCCCUGAUGGCGAGCGGCGCAAGCAUGGGCAGCGUCUGUGUUGGCCCCAGCGGAGAAGCGAUAGAUCUGGAAGCAGCUGCCGCCGAGAAUCAGGAAUUCCUCAACACUCGCACCGGCGAGCGCAAGGAGAUGGUCGUGCUGAACGACAGGCUGGCUGCAUACAUUGAGAAGGUCCGGUCACUGGAGCAGCAGAAUAAGCUGCUGGAGACAGAAAUCGAGGCCCUCCAGAACCGGUUCCUGAAACCCACAGGCCUGCGCAUGCUGUAUGAAGAGCAGCUGAAAGAGCUGAGGAAACUUGCAGAACAAAUGAGAAGGGAGCGGGACCUGGCUGUUGCUGCCAAAGAUGCCAUGGCUGGACAGCUGGAGAUGAUGAAGGUCAAAUAUGAGGAGGCUGUGGAGCUGAGAAGGAAGGCCGAACUGGACAUUGAGAACUUCCGCCCUGAUGUUGACGCAGCCACCUCCGCCCGCAUUGCUUUGGAGAAACAACUUGACAACCUGGAGGUCGAGAUUGAGUUCCUGAAGAGAGUUCAAAGUCAGGAAAUCGAGGACCUCAUGAAACAGAUCUACGCUGCCCACGCCACCGCCCAAGACGCCUUCGCCCUUCCCGACCUCUCGGCUGCUUUGAAGCAGAUUCAGAACGAGUAUGACCAAAUCGCGGCAAAGAAUCUACAGGAAAUGGACACGUGGUAUAAUUCAAAAUUCGACGAUUUAAACAACAAAUCCACCAAACAAGUGGACAGGAUUCGUGGUGCCAGAGAGGCGAUGGCAACGGCCAAAAAAGAUAUUCAAGGCAAGGAGCGAGACCUGGGUGGUAUGCAGACUAAAAACGAUGGUCUUGAAGCACAGGUUCUUGAAGCUCAAGACAGACACAAGAAAGAGCUGGAGGCUCUCCAGGCCAGGAUCGAGGCUCUUCAGUUGGAGCUGAAAUCCACAAAGGGGAAAAUCGCUCAGCUGCUGAUGGAGUACCAGGACUUGCUCAAUGUGAAGAUGAGCCUGGAGAUUGAGAUCACAACAUACAGGAAACUUAUUGAGGGUGAGGACAUGCGCAUCACCAGCAUGGUGCAGGGAAUGAUGAGCAUGAGUGCCAUCAGUGCUGGGAUGAGCGGAGCCGGAGCCAUGGGAGCUGGAAUGGGGGCUGGAAUGGGUGCGGGAAUGGGAGCUGGAAUGGGAGCUGGAAUGGGGGCUGGAAUGGGAGCUGGAAUGGGGGCCGGAAUGGGGGCCGGAAUGGGGGCUGGAGCAGGUGCUGGUGCUGGUACUGGUGCCGGUGCCGGUGCUGGAAUGGGGGUGGGGUCCAGAGCUGGAGCUGGAGUGGGAGCUGGUGCCGGAAUGGCUACUGGAUAUGGGAAUGGCCAGGUAGCCGGAAUGGGAGUAGGGUCCGGAGCUGCAUCAGGAGCAGGUGCCGGAAUGGGAGCAGGAGCACAGAUGGGAAUGGCGGCCACUGGAACAGCUGCCCAGAUGGGAAUGGCGGCCACUGGAAUGGCUGCUGGAAGUAGUGGAGCUGGCUAUGGAAAUGGUAGCCAUGGAAAUGGAAGCCUUGGAAAGGGCCUGGGAAAUGGCGCCCAUGGCCAGACUAUCGCCUCCUACUCUGAGGAGCAGGCAGUGGAGAUGACCGAGAGGAAGACCGUCCUCAUCAGAACGGUUAAAACCGAGGACGACACAGUUGAGAGUGACACACAGGAGCGCAGCUACAUCAUUGAGGGAGCCGCUGACGAAGAAGAGGAAUAG
Sardina pilchardus (European sardine) is the source of this 1950-nucleotide messenger RNA. Its product is annotated as desmin-like. Gene Ontology annotation, molecular function: structural constituent of cytoskeleton. The record is from RefSeq and is a predicted model, not a curated record. The transcript has 11 exons. NCBI's taxonomy places the organism in Eukaryota, Metazoa, Chordata, Actinopteri, Clupeiformes, Clupeidae. Gene Ontology annotation, biological process: intermediate filament organization. The coding region runs from base 1 to 1950 and encodes 649 amino acids. Gene Ontology annotation, cellular component: intermediate filament; cytoplasm.